UGGCCAUCCCCGUGCGCGGCCUUGGGGCUCACAAGGCAGGACUGUCGCGAUAGGAUCGGGGCUGUCGGGCCAGUCCCGGCAGCGCUGUUGUGACAGAAGUGUGUCCUCGAAGCCACCGCAGGCAGGGCUGUCCCUGUCCGCACGUCCCGCAGGUGCCUGCCCGCGGCCCGGGAUGGAGCCGGGGAUGCAGCCCGGGAUGGAUCCGGCCGGAGCGUUCCCGGCGCUGGAGCGGGAGCUGCGGGCGGCGCUGGCGGAGGACGAGCGGCGGCAGCGGGAGGGCGAGGCCAAGCUGCGGGCGCUCCGCCAGGGCGUCCCCGACUACGACCAGUUCAGGGAGAUUGUGCUGGCUUCUCACCUGAAGCCUCUGGAGAAGGAGGACAGGCUGGGACAGAGGAGGAAUGUGCUGUGGAAUCCCUGUGCAGCCCCAGCCCAGGCAGCACCUGCCCACGCUGUGGAGAUCCCACAGGAGCUGGAUCAGCUGCCUGGCACUGCUGCAGAAUUUCACCGAGAUUGGCGCAGAUGCUUGAAAAGUGGGACAGAGAAAUACCAGUUCUUGCUGGAGCUCGGAGGGGAGGCCUUGGGCAGGAUCUUCCAGGCUGAUGUGGGCUUUGGCCUCCUGGGGGAAUUCCUGACAGUGCUGGCAGAGAACAUCCAUCCUGGAGACAGAGCUGCCGUCCUUCAGGUCCUGCAGAGCCUGGCGGGCACCAAGCGCUUCGGGCUGAACGUGGCUCUCCUGAGCCAGGCGGAGAAGGAGAGCAGCCAGGAUUUGUUCAGGAAGCUGCAGAGCAGGGAUUGCCAGGCUGCUGGCCAGCCCAGCUGCCUGGCCAGCUGUGAGGCAGGGAGGGAAGCCCGUCCCCUGGAAACUGAGGAGGAGAGGACAGUAGUGGAGCUGAUGAAGUGUUACCAGGUCAGCUGAGGGAGCAGGAGCACCAGGAUUGAGCAGAAACAGGGUAAAAAAGGCUCAGAAAAAACUCAAAGCUUGACUUUGGCACCCCCCAGGGCACAAGUUCUGCACAAUAAAGUUUAGCUCCCAGGCUGUGG
Lonchura striata (white-rumped munia) is the source of this 1041-nucleotide messenger RNA. The record is from RefSeq and is a predicted model, not a curated record. NCBI's taxonomy places the organism in Eukaryota, Metazoa, Chordata, Aves, Passeriformes, Estrildidae.